Molecule: messenger RNA, 2788 nt
Organism: Pteronotus mesoamericanus
Lineage: Eukaryota; Metazoa; Chordata; Mammalia; Chiroptera; Mormoopidae
Gene: ANXA11
Product: annexin A11
Exons: 15
Coding region: 259-1776 (505 amino acids)
Biological process (GO): cytokinetic process; phagocytosis
Cellular component (GO): cytoplasm
Molecular function (GO): calcium-dependent phospholipid binding; calcium ion binding
Source: RefSeq, a predicted model, not a curated record
GGGGAAGGCUGGUGAUAGCAGAUGUGAGCUUGUAUCCACCUAAAAGGUCACGGCUAUUUUUAGGAAGUGGGUGGUGAGACUUGUUGAAAACUCUGUGUUAGGUUGUAACUGAUGUCAGAGGCAAGGGGAGAUGAGAAACUCACCUGGAACAGCUAAUUAAAGAAAGAAAGAUGAGCCUGUAAAGGAGCCAGAAAAAGAGCAGUUCAGAAGGGGGAAGGAAAACCUAGACACUGGCCCACCCGGAAACUAGAUCUGACCAUGAGCUAUCCAGGCUACCCGCCGCCUGCAGGUGGCUACCCCCCAGGUGCACCAGGUGGCAGUGCCUGGGGCGGUGCUGGCUACCCCCCGCCCAGCAUGCCCCCUAUUGGGCUGGAUAACGUGGCCAACUACGCAGGGCAGUUCAACCAGGACUACCUCUCAGGAAUGGCGGCCAACAUGUCCGGGACAUUCGGAGGAGCCAACAUGCCAAACAUGUACCCUGCGGCCCCUGGGGGUGGUUACCCUCCUAUCCCCCCUGGGAGUUUUGGGCAGCCCCCUUCCACCCAGCAGCCUGUUCCUCCGUAUGGAAUGUACCCGCCCCCUGGAGGAAACCCACCAUCUGGGAUGCCCUCCUACCCGCCAUACCCAGGGGCCCCUGUGCCAGGCCAGCCAAUGCCGCCUCCUGGACAGCAGCCCCCAGCAGCCUACCCUGGGCAGCCGCCAAUGACCUACCCUGGGCAGCCACCAAUGCCACCUUCUGGGCAGCAGCAGCAGCCUAUGCCAACCUACCCAGGGUACCAAGGGUCUGGGACCGUCACCCCUGCUGUACCUCCAGCCCAGUUUGGAACGCGAGGCACCAUCACAGAUGCUCCUGGCUUUGACCCCUUGAGAGAUGCCGAGGUCCUGCGAAAGGCGAUGAAAGGCUUUGGGACUGACGAGCAGGCCAUCAUUGACUGCCUGGGGAGUCGCUCCAACAAGCAGCGGCAGCAGAUCCUCCUGUCCUUUAAGACAGCUUAUGGGAAGGAUUUGAUCAAAGAUCUGAAAUCCGAACUGUCAGGAAACUUUGAGAAGACUAUCUUGGCUAUGAUGAAGACCCCAGUCCUCUUCGAUGCUUAUGAGAUAAGAGAAGCCAUCAAGGGGGCCGGCACUGAUGAAGCCUGCCUCAUUGAGAUCCUCGCCUCCCGUAGCAAUGAGCACAUCCGGGAACUGAGCAGAACCUACCAAACAGAAUUCAAAAAGACCUUGGAGGAGGCCAUUCGAAGCGACACAUCAGGACACUUCCAGCGGCUCCUCAUCUCUCUGUCUCAGGGAAACCGGAAUGAAAGCACAAAUGUGGACAUGUCGCUGGUUCAGAGGGAUGUUCAGGAGCUGUACGCAGCUGGGGAGAACCGCCUGGGAACAGAUGAGUCCAAGUUCAAUGCAAUCCUGUGCUCCCGGAGCCGGACCCACCUGGUGGCAGUUUUCAACGAGUAUCAGCGAAUGACAGGUCGAGACAUUGAGAAGAGCAUCUGUCGGGAGAUGUCUGGGGACCUGGAGCAGGGCAUGCUGGCCGUGGUGAAAUGUCUCAAGAAUACCCCUGCCUUCUUUGCUGAAAGGCUCAACAAGGCCAUGAGGGGAGCAGGAACAAAGGACCGGACCCUGAUUCGCAUCAUGGUGUCUCGUAGCGAGACUGACCUCCUGGACAUCAGGAUGGAGUACAAGCGGCUGUACGGCAAGUCGCUGUAUCAUGACAUCACGGGAGACACCUCGGGGGAUUACCGGAAGAUUCUGCUGAAGAUCUGUGGUGGCAACGACUGAGCGGUGACUGAUGGUUUACUUCUGUCCACCUGCCAGCAACAGUGAUGCCAGGAAAAGGCCUAAAAAAUGUCUGUCUUUUUCUAGCAAACCCACAAUGUGUAGCCCCUUAGGUGUCCCAGUGCCGACAAUCGUAGAGCCUUGGCCCUGUCCUCCACUUGCCCCUCCUGAUCGUACGUCGUGCUCGUGCCGAAGGGCCUGGGGUUGGUCUGGAACUCAGGAUGCCUGUUCCUCCCACCCCUCACAGCCUCUUGCUGCUGAAGUAGCUGUUUUGUUUCCUGACUCAGGCAGUCAUUCCAUUUUGCUUGUAGCUGAGACAUUCAGCUUCAUUUUAGUUCUGUAAUUUUAAUGUUUAUUUUGAGGCACUUUUUUUAAUAGUCAUUGCCAGACAGCUGCAUACAAGUCUCUGCUGCCAUACAUACCCAGUCCCUGCUGUCACGUUGGGGAGCCCCAUGGCUUCACUGAGGAGUAAAAGGGAAGACCUUUAAGGGUAAUUGAAUCUGGUGAGAAUGUGUCAUGAGCUUUGUUAUUGCCAAAGUCACCGCUUUUUGGAAAAGAAAAAAAAAAAGGCCAGAAAGUCAGCUGUUCCUUCUUCCAUGUAAAACCACAAAAACAAAGCCAGCUCCCUGCCAGUGACAGGGUUUCUGUAAUUGAAACUGUGCCUUAAACAUGAAUGUUGAUAGCCAAAAGCAGUUUAUAUAUUAAAGCCAGCCAGUUCUGGAACAUUCUGGAAAUGUCUCCUUGGUGCCAGCUUGUUUUCUUCGGCUCCAUGAUUUUGCCAUGUAGCCCAGGGUAUCCAACCUUAUUAGCCAGUGAAAAUUUAUGUGACUUUAAAUAAAAACUUGAGCUCAGGAAGCCCUGAGCAUAAGUAAUUUUCAGGGACCCAGAUUGUAAGGAUAUGAGAAAGGGAUGCUUCUUGAAAUCCAUGCAGGAGCCAGACACUGAUAAGGCGCAGGGAUUUUGGUCACAAGUGGACAGUGAAGUCCACGGAGAGCAAGGUAGGAAGAGUGUGAUC